Messenger RNA from Suillus bovinus, 672 nucleotides. Its product is annotated as velvet factor. The transcript is spliced from 5 exons. Lineage: Eukaryota; Fungi; Basidiomycota; Agaricomycetes; Boletales; Suillaceae. The record is from RefSeq and is a predicted model, not a curated record. The coding region runs from base 1 to 672 and encodes 223 amino acids.
AUGUUCAACCAUUUGCACAGGGAAUAUGAGCUUACCGUCAGGCAGGAGCCAAAACAAGCCCGUAUGUGUGGUGUAGGAGCUGACCGACGUCCAAUCGACCCUCCUCCUAUCAUUCAACUUCGUGUUAAUGACCCACAAACUCGUCAACCUCCUCCUCCAGCUCACCUAGAUGGCGAUGAUUCAGACCCAAGCAGCGCUCACAGCUUCCUUCAAAACCCUUAUUACUUCAUGUUUGCAACUCUGGCAAAACCCGACGACGACACCGAACUACACUUGCUAAAGGAUGGGAAAACACGGUGCACAACAGGUUCAGUUGUCUCGUCCUUCCACCACCUCAAAGACGCCGAACAUCAGAAUGAAGAUGCUGGUUUCUUUGUUUUCCCCGAUCUAAGCGUUAGAAUCGAGGGUUCUCAUCGUUUGAAGCUCAGCCUCUUCGAAGUCAUCGGCGACACUGUCCGCCAUUGUAAAUCGAUAUACUCAGCGCCAUUUUUUGUUUACACUGCAAAAAAAUUCCCUGGUAUGGAAGAGUCCACACCACUUUCAUGUUCGCUAGCCACCCAAGGCAUAAAGAUCCGGAUCCGCAAAGACAUUCGUACUCGCAAGCGUCCAAUUGCUGCACUCGCUGCUCCAAUCGAUACCGUGAACAACAAUAAUGAAGAAAAUGAAAAAUGA